Molecule: messenger RNA, 273 nt
Organism: Morchella sextelata
Lineage: Eukaryota; Fungi; Ascomycota; Pezizomycetes; Pezizales; Morchellaceae
Exons: 1
Coding region: 1-273 (90 amino acids)
Source: RefSeq, a predicted model, not a curated record
AUGGCGCCUACCCUUACAGCGGUAUAUAGAUCUCCUCUUUCCACGGAGCCUCAUAUCUUCUCAUAUCCUCUACCGGAAUCUGUAGCUUCUUCUAUGGCUACGGGUACUGAUGCAAAGACGCAGCAUCUUUCGGACCUCCGAGCGGCGGUCAUAAAACUUCAGGAGGAGGUAAAUACGUACCUAACUGAAAGAAUGCAAGCAGAGAAAAAGGCGGAGGAGGAUGCGAUGGCGGAGGAGAAAUAUGGCGAGGAGGAGGGAGAGGAGGAGGAUUAA